This is a messenger RNA of Fusarium oxysporum Fo47, 309 nucleotides long. RefSeq lists its product as uncharacterized. The record is from RefSeq and is a predicted model, not a curated record. Lineage: Eukaryota; Fungi; Ascomycota; Sordariomycetes; Hypocreales; Nectriaceae. Bases 1 to 309 code for a protein of 102 amino acids. The transcript has 2 exons.
AUGCUGGCUCUUCGCCGCCGAGCCAAAAGUGGUAGAUCCUAUUAUGCGACGGUUACACUCACUGCUGUUGAUGCGGUGCAGCUCGAGCAAGAGGUCGGCCUUUGCCCACCCGGAACUGUCAAAACGAUCCAGGGUACGUACAAGUUUGCACCCAUGACUCCGGAUUUGCAUGUUGGAGAGCUUCUCUAUAUCCUGAGUGACUCCUGGGCCGAGCACCCGGACAUUUUGCACAGAGGAUACAUGGUUGAGUUUGAGACGGCUUGGGGCAAAAUUUUGUCGCCUAUUGUUCAGUACGAGAACGAGUGUUAG